CCCGCUCUACGCCAUCAUGUCCUCCGAUUUGCCGGGCCGCUCUGUUGGGCGCAUAUCAUCUUCGCCUCAAACCGUGGAACGCUCAUGGAACUCGGCAUCUCCCCAUCGUCACCUCUGUUAUGAUCAUGCAACUCCUCUCCGGUGCCAACUUGCAAUUGACCGAGGUGGACUUUUACAUAGCUCAAUGAGGAUAGUGCGGUGCUCAGAAACUAUUCACCAUGGUCAUAUCUCUUGGACAAGCAACCGUCUACGCGCUCACCGGUCUUCACCGGCAAUCCCGCGAUAUCGGCGCCGGCGUCUGUCUCCUCCUCAUUAUCCAACUCGUCGCCGCCGCCCUAAUCGUCAUCCUCAUCGACAAACUCCUCCAAAAGGAACGCGGUCCCUCCUCUCUUCAUGGCCACCAGCAUCUGCGAGUUGGUCGUCUGAAUGGCCCUCUCACCCACAACCAUCCACACCGGCCGCGGUCCCGAAUUUGAGGGUGCCGUCGUCAACCUCUUCCACCUCCUCUUCACGUAGAACAAUGCAGGACGCGCGUUAAGCGUAACCCUUUGGAUGGAGAACUCGCCGAAUGUGGAGAACCUGAUUACGAUGGUCGUCCCUUUCGCUGUGGACGUCUAUUUGCAAGGUUUAGGUUGGAGAUUCCGGUGAAGAGUAAUAGGUUCAGAGGGAAGCGAGUCGUAUCCCGUCAAGCUGAUUUUUUUGCAAAUGCUUGCCUCUCGUUUCCGGGACAGCCUCCUCGUCUCUUCCCUUCUCCUCUCUUUCUCGUCAUCGCACUUGCUCGCCCCUUACACACCUCCUCUGUCCAGCCCAUGUAAGAUCCGCCCCAGCUCGCCGCUGUCUCCGAUAUCGGG
Molecule: messenger RNA, 851 nt
Organism: Stereum hirsutum FP-91666 SS1
Lineage: Eukaryota; Fungi; Basidiomycota; Agaricomycetes; Russulales; Stereaceae
Exons: 3
Coding region: 219-476 (85 amino acids)
Source: RefSeq, a predicted model, not a curated record